AUGACACCAAAAGCCAAGUGUCUGACUAAAUUUGAUUUUAUUUGCUAUAACGUCACUCAACCCCGAAUUUUGUGGGCGGACGUCGUGUCAUCACCCAAUCUGGACGAAGCGUUCACGUUGGUGAAGCGGCACAACAAACGUCCACGUUUGAACGUCUCAUUGGAGGCCAACAGCAAUGGGGGAACCACUUCAAACAACAACAACGGCGAAAUCACUUCAAACAACAACAACGAAAACACGGCAAACAUCAAGACAGCUAAAAAACCAACAAAAGUUAUUGGCAAAAAAGUUGUUGAAGAUUGUAAAUUGAGGGCAGACAAAAAUUUAAUUAAAAAAUCUGUGUUCUCAAUGAGCAACAUUAGUAAAUGCCAUCGAAGAGAUGUUGUUGAAUUUUUGACGUCAAAUGGAAUCAAUGUCAUCACAUGUUAUCCUGUUUUGAAAAAAACAGAAAUAUCGUCGGAUAAAAAUUUUGACAAAGAUGACCAGGAAUCAACAAUGUUCAGAGUCUGCAUCGAUAGCUCAGAUGUCGGUAAGAUGAAGGAUCCUGACAUUAUGUUGAAAAACAUUAUUGUGCGCGAAUGGCGCUUCAAUCAGACGAAACCUGAUGCUAAUACUCUGAAUGGAAAGUAA
This is a messenger RNA of Helobdella robusta, 630 nucleotides long. RefSeq lists its product as hypothetical. The coding region runs from base 1 to 630 and encodes 209 amino acids. The transcript has 2 exons. Lineage: Eukaryota; Metazoa; Annelida; Clitellata; Rhynchobdellida; Glossiphoniidae. The record is from RefSeq and is a predicted model, not a curated record.